AUGGAUUCCAAGAUUUGGAAAGUUAUUGAAGGGGAAAUUAUUUCCUUACAAGAUUUGCUUGAUGAGGCAGGUAGCUGCAUUGGUGAUACCGAUACACCAAAAUCGACCCUUGUAAUGUAUGAACGUUGUCUUACUGAGGGUCUACGACGAUUUGAAGAUAGUUGGUCACAGAAGGUGGCGAUUAUUUCACAGGAUAGUGAAUAUGAGAGGUUAUGUAGAAGUUAUAGAGCAAUAACUAGAUGUGUAAGGAAAGCUAUUGCUACUACACAGAAAACUAUGAGCGAGAUUGACACGGGAGAUAUAAAUCAACGGCCCGCUUUGCCGCCUCCUUCGGCUCCCACUAACCCUCUCCCUCCCCCUAAACUCCCAGCAAUUAAGAUACCUGAAUUUAGCGGUGGGGAGGAAGAAUGGCUUGCAUUUUGGGAUAUAUUUAACAGUUUAGUUCACGAUCGUAGGGAUAUUUCCGAUGUGAUUAAGUUUUUUAUACUCAGAGCUAGUUUAAGGGAUAACGCCUUUAAAGCCAUAGAAGGUUUGCUUGUCACUAAUGCCAAUUAUUCAGUAGCUAUUCAGACCCUUAAGGAGAAGUAUGAUAAUAAGGAAAAAUUGAAACGUAGACUCAUGUCCAAAUUAACACAUUUAGUCCCUCCCAGUCAUACAAUAGAGGAUUUGAACACGUUCAAAUUGGAAUAUGAGAAGAUUAUUCUACAAAUGAACACAUUGAAUUUAGAUGUAGAGGCCAUGAACCCCGUUUUCUCUAGUAUAAUAUGCGAGAAAUUAUCGCCUGAAACACGUAAGGCUAUAGCUAAUAAACAUAAUAGCAUGUCUCUUGAUUUAAAGCAAAUUUCCUCAGGUUUGAAAUAUGUUUGUGAAUUAAUGGAAUUUUGUUACGAAGGUGAGAAUUCUAAUAAGAGAAGACGAGAUCAGGGCAAAUUUUCUAAAGUGAUUCCCUCAAAUGUGCAAAACGUGCAGAGAGCACAACCAAGUAACAGUAAACCUAGUGAUAGUAGUCCUUACAAUAAUUGUGUUUUUUGCUCAUCGAGCCAUGCCUCUCGCGAUUGUAAGACUUUCAAAUCCAUUGAUAGUAGAAGGGACAGAGUUAAAUAUUUAAGAUUGUGCUUUGCUUGCCUCAAAGGAGGUCAUUUAAUCUCUGAAUGUAGAAAUAAGCCGAAAUGUAAUAUAUGUGAUGGGCCUCAUUACCCGAUGAUUUGUAAAACAGAAAACCCUGUUAAUCCUGCUCCACCAAAGUUGAGUGUAAAUAGUACUAAUGUUAGUAAAUCAAGUGUUAAUUCUGGGAAAUCUCAUUAUGAUUCUAAAGGUGAUGUUAGUAAAGGUGAUUCCCCAGUAGUUAAGACUGCUUCUUUGGGAAUUGAUAAUUCUCAGACUAAUAAGAUUUCUGUUCAGACUGCUCUUCCUACUGCUAAUGUAAUUGUGUCAGGGAAUGGACAUCGUUCCUUUGAGAGAGCACUCUUUGAUUCUGGUGCGCAAAGAACGUUUAUUGCAACGGAAUUAGCCAAUAAGCUUAGUCUAUCGUCCAUAGCAACAGUAGCCUUAAAGGUAAAACCAUUUGGCAGUGAUGCCAUGGAAGUAAAUUGUAAUAUAGUAAGAGUUGUGGUGAGACUAGGUAAGAUUCGUACUGUCAUUAAUGCCAUUGCAUUCGACAGAGUUAAUUCCAGAAUUUAUUCUCCAGGAUUAAGUAAAUCAGCUGCGUUCUUGAAGAGUAAAGGCAUAAAAUUAGCAGAUAAUGAUUUAAAUUCAGAGGAAGUAAAUGGUAUAGAAUUAGUCAUUGGAGCUGAUUACUAUGGAAGAUUCAUUCAGAACAGUCAAAUUUGCUCUGGAAUACAGAUAUUGAAUAGUUCUGGCGGUGCACUAAUUUUUGGACCUCUUCCUAGUUGGUCUUAUGACAAUGUAGAAUCUAAUGAGAUUACUACAUCAAAUGUAUGUUGUUCAAGAAUAGAAGUAGAGGAAAUCCCUAUUAAUUCUUGUUGUGAAGUUAGAAAAUUAUGGGAUUUAGAAAGUGUUGGUAUUCGUCAAUCUGAAAUUAGUCCUGAAGAAAGGAUAAAGUAG
Macrobrachium nipponense is the source of this 2064-nucleotide messenger RNA. RefSeq lists its product as uncharacterized. The transcript has a single exon. Gene Ontology annotation, biological process: proteolysis. Lineage: Eukaryota; Metazoa; Arthropoda; Malacostraca; Decapoda; Palaemonidae. Bases 1 to 2064 code for a protein of 687 amino acids. The record is from RefSeq and is a predicted model, not a curated record. Gene Ontology annotation, molecular function: aspartic-type endopeptidase activity.